CUCAUACUAUCGUUGUCGCCUUUUCAAAGCCCUAUACAUUUCUCUCCCCGAUUUUCUCGAUUCGAACCGAUACAUGAUUUUCUUCUAGUCUUUCGGGGAUCGGGUCACAGUAUUCUAGUUAAGCAACAAAGAAAAUGAAUGGAAGAAGGGGACACUGGGAUCCACGUUCCGAAACUGGUGCUCCUUUUGCAGGUUUUGAUGGCCCUAGGGGUCGCCAGAUUCCAGUUCCUGGGGUGUUUGGGGCACAUGACCCUUUUGAUCACCCUUUCUUUACAGAUCCAUUUGGCUUACCUGGCAGGGUUCCUUUAAUGAAUACACCUCUGCCUGGUGUCCAUAUGGGUAGAAGUCCAGUUAUGCCUGCUCCUAUGCCUCAUUUUCCUAUAGAUGAAAGUCCCUUUAACCAUGCCCAUCUGCCUAAUUUCCACUUUGGGGGGCAUCCAUUCAUGAACACAGGUCCAACUAACUUCCCUAUUGGGAAUAACCCUUUUUCCAGUUCACCUCUUCCAUUUGGUUUUGGUACUGAAAUUUCUGCAAUGAACGUGCAAGCACCUGAGUUCAUCGACGUAAAGUCUUCCCAAAUGAACAGGUCCAAGGGACCGAUUAUAGAAGAGUUGAACUCUGAUGAUGAGAAGGAAAUGGACGACCAAGAGGAGAAAAACGGAUCUAAGGGGCCAAUUAUUGAAGAGUUGAGCUCUGAUGAUGAGAAGGAAAUUGAUGACCUCAUGGAGAAAAAUGAUAACCCUAGAAAGCAUGAUAGGCGAAGAAAAGAGGCUUAUGCUGAGGAUCAAGACUAUCAAACAGAUGGAAUGAACAAAAGGCAAAUGCUUUUCUGCAAUAAGUCUAAUAGUGUGAAUAAUGCACAAUUGAGUGGAAGUCAUAGCAGUCAGAGCUUUACUUUUCACAGCUCGACUGUUAUGCAUGGUGGUUCAAAUGGAACAUACUAUACUAAAUCCAGAACGUUGAGAAGAGGGACUGAUGGAUUAAUGAUCGAUGAGAGCAAAGAAGCUGAUUUUACGACUGGUCGAGCUGCUCAUAGGCUCUCUAGGGCAAUUAAUGACAAAGGCCAUACUGUUGCAAGGAACCUACAGUCAGAUGGUAAUGUCGAUACCAUGCAGAUUUUGCACAAUCUGGAGAAAGAUGAUCUUGCUACUUUUGAGCAAACAUGGAAUCAAAGUGCUAGUAAAAGUUCGCCUGGAUGGAGCGAAGGCUUAUACAUGCAGAAUGGCUCCGGGAGUAGUAGAGAGGGUGUUCUGCAAAGAAGGGCAAUUCAGGCUCUACCUUCGACUGAAAACCCUCAUAUUUUGGGUGGUACGCAACCAGGUGUAAGCAGCAGGCCUGGUUAUUCUGAGUUUCAUAAUCCUGAGAGGAUGGAUGUGAACAAUGGAGGUGGAGGCAAUUCUUUUGGGGGUAGAUUUUAAUGUCAAAAAGGGAGGUGUCGGCAACUAUCAAGUAAGUUUCAGGGAGAUUAGCCAUUGCACAGGGACCUUGUACACAUUCCUUUUAGCAUAGUACACCACUUCAUCAUUUAAGACGCACAUAUAUAUAUUUAGCAACUCAGAGAGUAACACGAUAUUGGCUGUGUGCAUGCCUAUGAUCGGUAAUAUGCUACUGCUUAAAGAUUGCAUAUUAUGGUAGACUUUGCACCCAAAUUUAUGGUCCGACUUGGAAUACAUUUAAUUUUCAUGCA
Molecule: messenger RNA, 1687 nt
Organism: Daucus carota subsp. sativus
Lineage: Eukaryota; Viridiplantae; Streptophyta; Magnoliopsida; Apiales; Apiaceae
Exons: 7
Coding region: 135-1418 (427 amino acids)
Source: RefSeq, a predicted model, not a curated record